Messenger RNA from Microthlaspi erraticum, 1152 nucleotides. The record is from the annotation of a GenBank genome assembly. Lineage: Eukaryota; Viridiplantae; Streptophyta; Magnoliopsida; Brassicales; Brassicaceae.
AUGCUAUCUAGAUCGGCGUCAACAACUCCGACGACGACCACUGCUGCUACGACGUCGUAUUGGUGCUACAGUUGCACUCGUUUCAUCAGCGUUUUGGUCGGCCAAGACACAAACGCCGGCGUCUUGUGUCCUUAUUGCGACGGUGGUUUCAUCGAAGAGAUUGAAGACUCCUCCGCCGCAGCCUCACCGGCGACUCCGGUGUCUCAGGAAGUUAGAUCGGUCGAAGAUAAUCAUAGAUCCGUAAUUAGACGCCGGAGAACCGGCCGCCGCACUUCGUUUAAUCCCGUAAUCGUUUUACACGGAGGAGCCGGCGGUGAGAGAGUUGAGAACGAAGAAGGAGAAGAAAUUACCAGGGAUCGACGCGCUUAUGAGUUUUACUACGACGAUGGAGCCGGUUCGGGUCUUAGACCGCUACCGGAAUCUGUAUCUGAGAUCUUGAUGGGAUCGGGAUUUGAGCGGCUGCUCGAGCAAUUGAGCCAGAUCGAGGCGUCGGCUACAGGAAUCGGUAGAUCUGGGAAUCCUCCGGCGUCGAAAUCGGCGAUUGAGUCAUUGCCGAGGGUCGAGAUCUCGGAUUGCCACAUGAAAGCGGAGGCGAAUUGCGCCGUGUGCACGGAGGUUUUCGAGGCCGGAACGGAAGGGCGUGAGAUGCCGUGUAAGCACAUUUUCCACGGCGAUUGCAUCGUUCCGUGGCUUUCGAUCCGGAAUUCGUGCCCUGUUUGUCGAUUUGAAUUGCCUUCGGAUCCGAUUCAGCGGAGCAGCGAGGAAGAGCAUUCCGUUGGGAUGACGAUUUGGAGACUUCCCGGAGGUGGAUUCGCUGUUGGAAGGUUUAACGCGGCGAUGAGAGAAGGGGAGAGAAUUUUGCCGGUUGUGUUGACGGAAAUGGACGGUGGUGGGCUCGGUGGUAACGAGGGACCGAGACGAAUCUCUUGGGUUAGAGCUCAGGGGACUCCGGAGAUUAGCAGAAACGGUGCUCGCUCCGGUACCGGAGGUAGAUUGAGAAGAGCUGUUCGUGGAAUGGUUUCGUUCAUGAGGAGGGUGAGACCUAAUCGUGGUUCUUCUUCUUCUCCUUCGUCCAAUCUUGUUGAUUUGGAUACCGACGGUGAAACUAGGGUUAUGCACCGAUCGACGUCGUUGAUCAGAAGAUUUUUCUAA